Messenger RNA from Sapajus apella (tufted capuchin), 2536 nucleotides. RefSeq names its product zinc finger protein 213 (gene ZNF213). Gene Ontology annotation, biological process: regulation of transcription by RNA polymerase II. Bases 843 to 2150 code for a protein of 435 amino acids. The transcript has 5 exons. The record is from RefSeq and is a predicted model, not a curated record. Gene Ontology annotation, molecular function: RNA polymerase II cis-regulatory region sequence-specific DNA binding; DNA-binding transcription factor activity, RNA polymerase II-specific. NCBI's taxonomy places the organism in Eukaryota, Metazoa, Chordata, Mammalia, Primates, Cebidae.
UUUUACCAUGUUGGUCAGGCUGGUUUUGAACUCCUGACCUCGUGAUCUUAAAAGUGCUACUAGGAUUACAGGCCUGAGCCACCAUGCCCGGCCACAUGUCAUACAUUUAUAUGUAUCUGAGGAUAAAGGGCAUUGGAUGGUGUCUGUGAGCCCUUCUGUGACACCUCAGGGCCAGAUGUGUUUUGGAAUUCAAAGAUUUUCAAAUUUGAGAAAGAUAAUACAGUGCAUAUACAAUAUAUCAAGCACAUCUCCAGAGGGAUCUGGAGCAACACUAAAUAAUGAAACAUACCAGUUAAAAAUUUUUAAUUGAUGUAUAAUGUAUGUACAGAAAAACACACCACUGGGUAUAGCUAAAAGAAUGUUUAUAAACUGAAGAUAUAUGUUAUUAAUGUUUCUGCCAUAAUUGUGAACAUUUACAUUUAGUGGAAUAAAUUGAGAUUACAAAUAUGCUCAUAUCAGGUCAAGUGGUGCUGCGAAAUGAGUGACAUUGGGUUUUGCUCUCAAAGGAGUUAUACAAUACCUGGGUUUUGGAUUUCUGACUUUGGGAUGAGAGCUUGCAGGCCCGUGUUAAUACCAGAGACAGUCACGUGAGCAAGGCAUUCCAGCAGAGCCUGGAAAAGGCAUCAGGGCUAUGAAAGGAUGGGGACUGGAUGGCUCUUCAGUCUGGUGUUUGCUCACAUAUUCCACAUCCUUCCUCCUGAGUCCUGCCAUUUUGCUCUUUCCCCAGGAGUACACAUCCAGAUGCCAGCCCAGCUGCCACAGGGGAUCCCUCUGGGAGACUGAAAGGACAGGUUCUGGGGCUCGAGUUGAGGCCGACCAGCCCUGACCCUCAGGCCAGGGGAAUGGCAGCCCCCUUGGAGCCCCAGGACCAGGCCCCUGGGGAGGGAGAAGGGCUUCUGAUUGUGAAAGUGGAAGAUUCCUCCUGGGAACAGGAAUCUGCCCAGCAUGAGGACAGCAGGGAUUCCGAAGCCUGCCGCCAGCGCUUCAGGCAGUUCUGCUACGAGGAUGCGCAUGGGCCUCAUGAGGCCUUCAGUCAGCUCUGGGAGCUGUGCUGCCGCUGGCUGCGGCCCGAGCUGCGCACCAAGGAGCAGAUCCUGGAGCUGCUGGUGCUGGAGCAGUUCUUGACGGCGCUGCCAGGGGAGAUCCAGGGCUUGGUCCGUGAGCAGCACCCAGGAAGUGGCGAGGAGGCUGUCGCCUUGGUGGAGGACCUACAGAAGCAGCCAGUGAAAACCUGGCCGCAGGAUGUGCCCUUGGAGGAGGCGGAACCCAAGGCUGCAGGCCAGGAAUCUCAGGCCAAGGGGCCUCCCUCGACAGUAGGGGCACGGAGGCAGCCACCUGUUCCCCAGGAGCAGCACAGCCAUGGCGCCCAGCUUCCUGCUCUUCUUAAAGAGGGGCAGACCAGAGAGCCAAUGGAUACCUGCUUUGUCUCCGGCGUCCAUGGACCUGUGGCAUCAGGAGACAUUCCAUUCUAUUUCUCCCAGGAAGAAUGGGGCACCCUGGACCCUGCUCAGAGGGAUCUCUUCUGGGACAUAAAGCGGGAAAACUCCCGGAACACGACUCUGGGUUUGGGGCUCAAAGGCCAAAGCGAGAGGUCCCGGCUGGAGGAGGUGGUGCCAGCGCUGCCAGGACAGGCGGACCUGGGCCCAGUGGUGGGCGCGCGACGGGGGCGGCCACCCACGCGCCGUCGCCAGUUCCGGGACCUGGCGGCUGAGAAGCCGCACAGCUGCGGGCAGUGCGGGAAGCGCUUCCGCUGGGGCUCGGACCUGGCGCGGCAUCAGCGCACGCACACGGGCGAGAAGCCGCACAAGUGCCCCGAGUGCGACAAGAGCUUCCGCAGCUCCUCAGACCUGGUGCGCCACCAGGGCGUGCACACGGGCGAGAAGCCCUUCUCCUGCUCCGAGUGCGGCAAGAGCUUCAGCCGCAGCGCCUAUCUGGCCGACCACCAGCGCAUCCACACAGGCGAGAAGCCCUUCGGCUGCAGCGACUGCGGCAAGAGCUUCUCACUGCGCUCCUACCUGCUGGACCACCGGCGCGUGCACACUGGCGAGCGGCCCUUCGGCUGCGGAGAGUGCGACAAGAGCUUCAAGCAGCGCGCGCACCUCAUCGCACACCAGAGCCUGCACGCCAAGAUGGCCCAGCCCGUGGGGUGAGCAGCCGGCUUGGCCGGAAACCCCGGGGAGGCCCAGCCGCGGCACAUUGUUUCGACCAUGGGACUUUCUUCCCAUCUGUGGCCACCUCCCGGGCUGUCCAAGGGACUCCAGGGCACCCUACACGCAGAGCUUGCCUGCCCUGCUGUACUCUGAGGACCUGCCCAGCACUCAAAGGGAACGGAAGCCCCCCUCACCUUGUCUUUCCCCCUUCUGCUCCUAGCAUUUCUCUUCCCCUCUAGUCUCCUGAAGCGUCAACACAUUCCUGAUGGGCAGCAGGGCGGCCAGGACUCAGGUCUAGGUCCCUUCCCAGAAGCCCCCCAGCCUCAUUUGACUGUGGCUCUUUGGCCUCCACCCUCUGGGGUGGGUCCAUGGGUCAGGCCUCUGCC